UGGGUUUGCGCAAACUUCACAACCCACAGGAUUUGGAUUCGGGCAACAGCCACAAGCUACUAGCACCGGAUUUGGAUUUGGACAACCUGCUACCACACCGCAAACUGGUUUUGGCCUCGGCGCGUCAAAACCAAAUACAUUUGGUAGUGGGUUUGCGCAAACUUCACAACCCACAGGAUUUGGAUUCGGGCAACAACAACAAUCUACUACUACCGGAUUUGGAUUCGGUCAAACGUCACAACCUACUGGCGGCUUUGGUUUUGGACAAUCAAAACCUGGUGGAUUUGGCGGAUUCGGACAAACCACACAACCUACGGGAUUUGGAUUCGGACAGACAACACAGCAAACAGGAUUUGGCGGAUUUGGUCAAACAUCUCAACCCACGCAACCUACAGGAUUUGGAUUCGGGCAGGCGACACAACCAACUGGAUUUGGAUUCGGUCAAACAACACAACCAACAGCCGGAUUUGGUGGUUUUGGACAAACGUCACAACCCACAGGAUUUGGAUUCGGUCAAACAUCACAACCAGCAGCCGGAUUUGGUGGUUUUGGACAAACGUCACAACCCACAGGAUUUGGAUUCGGCCAAACAUCACAACCAACAGCCGGAUUUGGUGGUUUUGGACAAUCUAAACCUAGUGGAUUUGGAUUCGGACAGACAUCACAACAAACAGGAUUUGGAUUCGGGCAACAACAACAAUCUACUACUGCCGGUUUUGGAUUUGGUCAAACGUCACAACCUACUGGUGGCUUUGGUUUUGGACAGUCAAAACCUGGUGGAUUUGGUGGAUUUGGACAGACAACACAACCUACUGGAUUUGGAUUUGGUCAAACAACCCAAUCUACUGGUGGCUUUGGAUUCGGUCAAGCGACACAACCUACUGGUGGUUUUGGUUUUGGAGCUUCAAAACCUAGUGGAUUUGGAUUUGGUCAAACAACACAACCAAGCGGGUUUGGAUUCGGACAGACAUCACAACCUGGUGGUGGCUUUGGAUUUGGACAGACUUCGCAGCAGAGUGGCUUUGGCUUUGGACAGUCGUCGCAACCUAGUUUGUUUAAUUUCGGUCAGGCCUCACAAUCAACAAUGCCUCAGUUAAAUCUUGGCGGCUUUGGAUUGUCAACUCAGCCUGGUGCUUCAAUUGUUGGUGUAGGUGCUGGUCCUUUACAAAAUACUCAACAGCAAUUACAACAACAUCGUACACCUGUGCAAGAACUACAUGAAUUAAUGAAUUCUUGGAAUACAUACAGCCCUCAAUGUCAAUUUAUUACUUAUUUCUUUAAUCUCGCAAAUCCCGAACUUUGGGAGGAAGCACAAAAGCAUAACUUGGAUAAAACGAUAAUGAUGCCAAUUGUAGCUGUUGGAUUCGACGACUUAAAAAAAAGAAUUAUUGAUCAUUUAAAUAGUAAAAACGAUAUUUCUGCAAGAUUAAAGGAUAUCGGAAAUAAAAUCGAGUCAUUGCAAAUUAAACAUAAUCUAGAAACUUCAGUGAAUUUGGAAAAUCAAAAACGGAAACAUAUGGAAUUAACGCAACGAGUUAUUAAGCUGAUGAAACGAAUCCAAGUAGUACGUCUCAGGGGAACUUUGAUCCGUUCAGGCGAAGAACAACUUAAAGGUCGUUUAGAGGAAAUCAAACAAAGUUUGUUAGUACCGAUGGUUAAACUUGAUGACAUUAAGACAAAAUAUAGUAUAUUGAAAUUACACUGGGAUAAUCGAGAACCAUUAGUAGCUCAUAAAUAUAACACUGUUGAUGAUAAUCAAUUAGAAAAUAUUGUAAAGGUUCUCGGUGCUGAACAGACAGGAAUAGUACACGAUAUUGAUACAUUAAAGAAGGAUUCAAAAGAUAUUGAUGUGAUCAUCAAAAACCUUAAUGAAAUCGUCAAACU
Messenger RNA from Funneliformis geosporum, 1884 nucleotides. The record is from the annotation of a GenBank genome assembly. NCBI's taxonomy places the organism in Eukaryota, Fungi, Glomeromycota, Glomeromycetes, Glomerales, Glomeraceae.